This is a messenger RNA of Rodentolepis nana, 408 nucleotides long. The record is from the annotation of a GenBank genome assembly. Lineage: Eukaryota; Metazoa; Platyhelminthes; Cestoda; Cyclophyllidea; Hymenolepididae.
AUGAAUAAUUCUAGUAUUGUUUCUUCUGCUGAUGGUUCAAAGCAGUUAGUUACAUACAGCAAGGUUCAACAAAAGAUUGUUCGUCAGAACGUUCGUUCUGAGGAAGAGUACCUGAAUCAUAUAGGAAAGAUUAUACAGCGUGAUUUCUUCCCAGAUAUUGCCGAACUUAGCGGAGAAACAUCCGGUGACCCGGUUGUUGAUGCCUCCCAAACGCCAUCUAGCCAUCCAACUCAAAAUCCUGAACGAGAUGAGAUAUCCAUGCGACUGGAUAAGUAUCUUGCGAAUAACACAACUGAGGACAACGCUUCCUUCAUGGAAAUUGUUGAAGAAUCAGAGAAGAAGCGAGAGGCGAAAUUGGCCAACUUCUUUCCUUCUAGAUCUCCCACUAAUGCUGUACGUUGCUUUUGA